Molecule: messenger RNA, 789 nt
Organism: Corvus hawaiiensis (hawaiian crow)
Lineage: Eukaryota; Metazoa; Chordata; Aves; Passeriformes; Corvidae
Gene: NOSIP
Product: nitric oxide synthase interacting protein
Exons: 3
Cellular component (GO): nucleus
Molecular function (GO): ubiquitin protein ligase activity
Source: RefSeq, a predicted model, not a curated record
GGGGGAGCGGGGUGCGUCUGGAAGGUGCCAGGGCAGAGCAAGGAGCGGCGGGGUUUUACAGGAGGACGGCUGAGAACUGGGAGCUCCUGAGGGAUACCGGCGCCAACUGGGACGUACUGGGAACGACUGGGAGCUGCGGUGCGUGGGAGACGCCUCUUCCCGCGGGGCGGAACCGAAACGCUGCACUCACCCGGGCUCUUUUUGCUGUUGCACCCGCCAGAGGACGCUUUUCACCGGCGCACUUCCGCUCCAGCACUUCCGCCUUCUUCUGUGGCGACGGAGCGGGCGGUGAGGGGGGACGCGGGCCCCAAACGCCUCCGGGACCCCCGGAACCCUCUCUGGGCAUCGCCCUUUGGUGAUUUUACACCUCCGGAGCCUCGCGGAGCUGCGGCGGGCGCUGAGGCGCAGCCAUGACCCGGCACGGCAAGAACUGCACGGCGGGGGCCGUGUACAGCUACCACGAGAGGAAGAAGGACACAGCGGCCUCGGGCUACGGGACUCAGCGGGUGCGGGUCGGGCGCGACGCCAUCAAGGACUUCGACUGCUGCUGCCUGUCCCUGCAGCCCUGCCGCGACCCCGUGGUCACCCCCGACGGGUUCCUGUACGAGCGCGAGGCCAUCGUGGGGUUCCUGCUGCACCGCAAGGCUCAGAUCGCCCGCGAGACCAAGGUGGGGCUCCCCAAAACCCCCUGGGGGUCCCCGAAACCUCGGGGGGGUCCCCAAAAGCUCUGGGGGUCCCCAAAAGCUCUGGGUUUUGGCAUUUUUCCGUUCGUGUUUAAUCACGGGAAAG